This is a messenger RNA of Pelobates fuscus (common spadefoot toad), 732 nucleotides long. Its product is annotated as sarcolipin. The record is from RefSeq and is a predicted model, not a curated record. NCBI's taxonomy places the organism in Eukaryota, Metazoa, Chordata, Amphibia, Anura, Pelobatidae. The transcript has 2 exons. The coding region runs from base 278 to 373 and encodes 31 amino acids. Gene Ontology annotation, cellular component: membrane. Gene Ontology annotation, molecular function: enzyme regulator activity.
AACCUGUGUUCAAACAUAUGCCAAAGCAACACUCCAUCCGUGACAUCACAGCCAAUUAAGUUUUCCCCACUCCUCCCUCCAACUAUUUCAGUCUUAACACAGGGAUUAGAAUUCCAGAAGACAGCAGGAGACUCACUUGGAAGGAACAAUACCCACAGACCUGCUGCUAUCUAUAACAAGCCCAGGUGUGACUCUGUAGGCUGGUACCUCUGCAGUCAAAGACAGACUAAGACAGAAUCCAUAGUAUAUAUCCAUCGACCAUCUACUUUUGUGCAAAAUGGAGCGUUCAACCCAAGAGCUGUUCCUUAACUUCAUGAUUGUCUUAAUCACUGUGUUGCUCAUGUGGGUCCUUGUGAAAUCCUAUCAAAGCUAAAGGACUGUUCUAGUAGAAUGGAAUCAAAAUGAGUGCAAUUGUCUCUUUAGGAAUGUGGGCCACGUAACCAAGUUCAUGUGUACGACAGCAAAGUAUGCUUUAUGUCCUGCCACAGGCGGCCUUGUCUUGCCAAUGUCUCCCUAAAACAUGUAAAUCCAGUGCCAACGUUUCCAUGUGUGCCUGUCCGGUCGACAGAUGAUGUGCCAUGCAGAACACAUUGACAGCUCCGAACAUUACACACAAACAGUUGAGAUAUGUUUAGUCUGCUAGUGAAAGUCAUGUGAAUAUGUUUAUCUUAUUCGGUCUUCAGAUAUAUUCAGGAAUAAAUGUAAAAAAAAUAGAAAAUCCACUUAAAUAAA